This is a messenger RNA of Notolabrus celidotus (New Zealand spotty), 2730 nucleotides long. RefSeq names its product musashi RNA binding protein 1b (gene msi1b). NCBI's taxonomy places the organism in Eukaryota, Metazoa, Chordata, Actinopteri, Labriformes, Labridae. The coding region runs from base 184 to 1233 and encodes 349 amino acids. Gene Ontology annotation, molecular function: RNA binding. The record is from RefSeq and is a predicted model, not a curated record. The transcript is spliced from 15 exons. Gene Ontology annotation, cellular component: cytoplasm.
GGAGGAGGAGGAGGUGGAGUCUGUCCCAGCCUGCAUCUGGCCCGCUCCCCUCUCUGUCACCCCGGGCCAAACCCGCCCAGCUCCUCUCACUCACUCUCCGCCUGUUCUCCCGCACGGCACGGCUCGGCUCGGACGCACACAGCAGUCACACACAGACCCACACACACACGGCGAGGACGCGGAAUGGAGACGGAAGGGAGCCAGAGCAGCCUGUCCAGCACGGACUCCCCUCACGACCCCUGUAAAAUGUUCAUAGGUGGACUCAGCUGGCAAACAACACAAGAGGGUCUGAAGGAGUACUUCUGCAAGUACGGCGAGGUGAAGGAGUGUAUGGUGAUGCGAGAUCCGGUUACUAAGCGCUCGAGAGGGUUUGGAUUCGUCACCUUUGUUGAUCAGGCCGGUGUGGAUAAAGUUUUGGCCCAAACUAGGCACGAGUUGGACUCAAAAACAAUCGACCCAAAGGUUGCAUUCCCUCGCAGAGCUCAGCCCAAGCUGGUGACUCGAACCAAGAAGAUCUUUGUCGGAGGCCUGUCAGUGAACACAACCAUCGAGGACGUCAAACAGUACUUUGACCAGUUUGGGAAGGUUGACGAUGCCAUGCUCAUGUUCGACAAGACCACCAACAGACACAGAGGGUUUGGUUUCGUGACGUUUGAAAACGAGGAUGUGGUGGAGAAAGUCUGCGAGAUUCACUUCCACGAGAUCAACAACAAAAUGGUGGAGUGUAAGAAAGCUCAGCCCAAGGAGGUGAUGUCCCCCACAGGCUCAGCCAGGGGGCGCUCUCGCGUGAUGCCCUAUGGAAUGGAUGCCUUCAUGCUGGGCAUUGGUAUGCUGGGUUACCCAGGCUUCCAGACUGCUACCUACACCAGCAGGAGCUACGCUGGCAUCACUCCUGGAUAUACCUACCAGUUUCCUGAGUUCCACUUAGAGAGGACUCCCCUUCUGACUUCACCCCACCCCCCUGAGCUCACAGCCAUUCCGCUCACAGCGUAUGGACCAAUGGCAGCGGCGGCGGCGGCAGCAGCAGUAGUUAGAGGCGCCACCCCGUCUCGCACAGCAGGAUUUUUAGGUACGAGCAGCCCAGGACCCAUGGCAGAUCUUUAUGGAACAGCCGGUCAGGAGUCAGCUGUCAGCAGUUACCUCAGCGCUGCGAGCCCCGCCCCGAGCACUGGAUUCAGCCAUGGCCUGGGGGGUCCUUUGAUCGCCACGGCCUUCACCAACGGCUACCACUGAGACCGAAGCUGUUGACUGAGAGCUGGAGGGAGUUGAAGCUGCUUUGGAGCUGAUCUGGUCGGUCUCGGUCCAGCCCACCUCUCCUGCCGGGGCAGCUGAAUCAUCACCCAGCCCACCCUGCUGAUGCCUCACUAAACUCCACCUGCUGAGAAAAAUGAAGAAAAUAGGCGGGGCUAAAUUGUUUCACUACAUGCAAUAGCAUCACUCACUCACACAUACACACAUACACCCACACACACCCACACACACACACACACACACACACACACACACACACACACACACACACACACACGCUGUACUUUUUAGUCAUUUUUCUGUUGUUUUGUUUCACUUCUUUGUUUUUGAUGGCUGCGUUCUUUCUCUAUAUGUUUUGGCUGUUUUUUGGGGUCCUUUGACCUGUGAGGAGAAGAAUCUCCAGGUGUUUGACGGUCUGGAGCUGUAAUUAGUACGGGAAAACUGUAUAUUUGUCAGUAGUUCAUACUGAAUUUAACAAAACAUUUGUGAUUAAUACUAUUUCUUUAAAAUGUGUCACAAAGUGUAUAUCUUGGUAGGAUUUUUUAACAGAAACUUGCUACACUAAUAAUGGUCAUUAGUCACAGUUACAUAAUAGGCUUACAUGAGCUGUACAUUUUUGUAAAAUAUUGUAAAUAUGACUGGUUUCUCGGGGGGGGGGGGGGGGGGGGGGCAACUGAUUUUUGUGUGUGGGAGGAUUUGAAAAAAAAAAGUAACGAUUGAUUCUUUAAUCACAUUUCACGUGUUGGAAAGUCUGACUGUGAUGUAUCCUUGUUUCACAUGGAGGUCAAGAACAUUUCAGAGUAUUUGAUGUCAAUUGCAGACCAGUCAUACACUGUAUUCCUCUCCAGACAUUUGUCACAGAUGUGUCAUCUGCAUUUCAGUUAAAGGAGAGAGGCUGCGUCUGGAAAAAACACUUUACUUUUGGGGAUAUUUGGGUGUGAAAAGCUCCUCAUGCUGUUUUCUUAUUUUGUCAUAUUGUUGUUUUAACUGUGAUUUUCAAUAUGUGAUGAUUGUUUGUGAAGGAAAAUGAAGGACUAGUAUGCAGGGGCAGUAAUGCACAGUUAGCACUGUACAGACUGAUUCACUCUGCAGGUGUGUCGAUUCUUCCGCGAGCAGGUCAUGUGGUUUUCACACAUUGGUCUUCAAUGUGCCAUGUGCUGUCUUUUUGGGGGGGUGGUACCUCAUUUGCAAAUGUGAACUUUUACUCUGACUUUUUGUUGUUAUUUGCAUUAACAUCUCUGUUAAAGUGUGGAUGGUUUUUAAAGGAGGGGUCUCAUUAACUCUUGUUUACCUGUCAUCCCCCCCUCCCCCCCACCUCUCCAUCCCAUUGCUGUGUAUCCACUGGAGGUCACAGACUGUAGCAAUGUGACCGAUACCUUUAGACCAAAACAAUGAUGUUCAGAGCUACUAGGAUGUUGCACUGGCUGAUCACGUUAAAUGUGUUCUCCUUCGAAUGUUAAAUAAAAACAAACAAAGCAC